CAUCUAUAUUAGAAUGCUUGUCGUCUUUGUAUAUAAAUAACGGCAUGCAGUCUAAUGUUCUAUUAAAAAAACAAAAACAACGCUUCUUUCUUCUCCGUUAAGAGAAACCUCCCUCACUCCCACUUUCCGACGAACAAAAACAACAUCUGAAAAAAAUCAUGAAUCCAGCAGAUUCCGAUCAUCCACAGCUUCCAAACAUCAAGAUCCAUCACCCUCCAUCUCCACGUCACUCUCACCAUCACCACUCCUCAUCUACUCCCUCCUCCGCCGCAACUCCAACACCAACCGCCGGAGCUCGUCGUAAAAUCGGAGUCGCAGUUGAUCUCUCCGAAGAAAGCUCUUUCGCCGUUCGUUGGGCUGUAGAUCACUACAUCCGUCCCGGAGACGCCGUUGUUCUUCUCCACGUUUCUCCAACCUCCGUCCUCUUCGGUGCCGAUUGGGGACCUCUCCCUCUGAAAACUCAAAUUGAAGAUCCAAACGCUCAACCUCAACCUAGUCAAGAGGAUUUUGAUGCUUUUACUUCAACAAAAGUUGCGGAUCUAGCUAAACCGUUGAAGGAGUUAGGGUUUCCUUAUAAGAUCCAUAUAGUGAAAGAUCAUGAUAUGAGAGAGAGAUUAUGUCUUGAGAUUGAGAGGCUUGGUCUUAGUGCUGUGAUUAUGGGAAGUAGAGGUUUUGGUGCUGAGAAAAAAAGAGGAAGUGAUGGCAAGCUUGGCUCUGUUAGUGAUUACUGUGUUCAUCACUGUGUUUGUCCUGUUGUUGUGGUUAGAUAUCCUGAUGAUCGUGAUGGACCUGUGCCUAUUGUUACUGUCAAGUCUGGUGGAGAUGAUGAUGGAGAUGUUGUUGCUGCUUCUGCUUCUGCUCAUCAUGAACACAUCAAAGGUCAGGGAUCAAUUAUCUCUAUCUCUAUGUGAUUCAGUGAUUGAUUAGAUAAGCUGCUUUCGUUGUUAUUUUUUUCAUGGAUGUUUCUGUUGAUGUGUCAGAUUUAGAUUCAGUAGUGUAGUGAGUGUUGUGAAUUUUGUGAUCACGUGAAUAUGUUGUGAAAAAGAUUGCCAUAGAUGGUAGCACAGGAAAAUGAGAUCCUUUUAUAGCUGAACUAAGAUGAUUUUGUCGAUUUAGUGAGAAAUGCUGUCCAUGUUCAUUGCCUUGCUUACCCGAAAAUUGAGGAUGAUGGUCAUGUACAUAGAUGAUUUCCUAGCUUUAGUGUAUUCGUUCUAUGAAUUUGUAUAUAUCUUCUUCAUCUGCCGAAACUGUUUCUAUUUACUGAAGUUAGUUGUAUAGUAUAUAUCAUAAUUUUUGGUGGUUAUGGCUAAUUUGCUGUAAUAUAUGUUAGAAGAUUAUUGUUCCCCUACACAUGGGACAAAGAAGCGCCGACAUCGUUCUAUUUCUUGCAUUGUUUACACUACCCAUUGAUUGCGUUUAGACUUUAGAUUAAAAGUACUCUAGUCCAGAGGAAAGUUUCUUUUGACCCUUGAAGAUAAACUUUUCUAAGUGAGUUUGUUUGAUUUAUUUUUCCUCUGUUCGGUUUAGUUUGAGGCAACAUUAAGUAUCAUUAGCAUCCAAGUAUUAUGAUUCUUGACUUGGGAAAAGGCAGAUAAGAAAUUAUGUCUUCUAUAACCCCUCAUUUCGUAAGUUGGUGACUGUAUACUUGUUGUUGUAUGAAACAUUGAAAAUCAAAUAGUGCAGUAGUUCUAAAAAGGAAGCUUCAAUUAUACUUUUUGUUGUUGUUUGCUUUGGUCCAGACUAGGAAAGGUUACAAUGUUAACAGAGGAAAAUUUAGGAAAGAAUGGGAAUAUGUAGGAAGAAUCUGGUUAACAUGCCAAAAUUUUUUUUAUCUAUACUCUUGGGUAAUGUUUAGAUAUCAAAUCUAACUGAGAUGUAGGCACUACCUUCUUACUUUUAUGACAAGUUCAGAUGAAAACUUGUCAAAUAAAGUUACUGAGUUUCGUAGAUUGCUUCUUCUGUAAGAUAGUCACUGGUGUUAGUUCUGGAGCAUUUGGUAUACGUUACAAGAUCGGAGCUACCUAGUGAAUUUGUAAAAAGAUCUGAAUGUACACUGAUAAGAUGAGUGAUGAUUCGUGGGAUCUAAGUAAUAUAUCACCCUCUUCUCUUCUAGGUACACAAAGCAAGUAGGGGUGUUAGCGGAAUGUUCAGAGGAGUGUUGAAUGUGUGUUCUUUCUUUAGCUAUGACAAUGUUGAUGAAUUUCUUUGGGUUAUGUAAUAUGAAUGAGUGUUGAGUGGUUUCUGCAUUAAACAUGAAGGAGUUGUAUGAUUAAUGAACCCCUUUUAGGAAGAAGAAGGAUUAUACGUUUCUUUAAUAAAGACUGGUAUUUUAGAAUUUAGUUACAUGGUAACAUCAAAUAAAGAUUUGGUUGAUUUAUGGUUUUGGUUUGACUUGUUGGAAUUUAGGUAAAUCUAAGGAUUGAAGUUAUGAAAGAUGGAUUUCUCCAAAAGAAAAAGAAAAAUGAAACAACCAAAGAAACAAAAAUGUUUGGUAAUUCGUAAAACUUGUUUGGUUAUUAGGUCUAAUUUCUUUUGCAAAUUUAGAGUAGAUGACUAUAAUUAUCGGAUUUUACAUCUUUUCACGCGGCGGAUAUGUACAAGAAAUUUCUUCCUUUUACAUCA
Molecule: messenger RNA, 2622 nt
Organism: Arabidopsis thaliana (thale cress)
Lineage: Eukaryota; Viridiplantae; Streptophyta; Magnoliopsida; Brassicales; Brassicaceae
Gene: PHOS32
Product: Adenine nucleotide alpha hydrolases-like superfamily protein
Exons: 3
Coding region: 159-911 (250 amino acids)
Biological process (GO): response to molecule of fungal origin
Cellular component (GO): chloroplast
Source: RefSeq, marked reviewed